AGAAUCGGCGGUGCCUCAUUCCCAGUUAAUGUCAACACUGAGAGCGGAGCAGGAAGGUUUCCACUUUAUUGUUCGCUUGGUUUGUGGGUGUACGGGGAGGAGGCGGGCUUGAGGACCCGGAGGAGGAGCCGCUGAAGGAGCGUCCAAAGCGAAGGAGGAGGAAAUAGAGAGAGACUGAGGCCGGAGCCUGGAGCUGGCAUUGGGCAGAGAACCAGGAUUUGAACCGUGGUAGCGGUGGCGGCCAGGCCGAGAUGCCGAGCCCGCCCCGCUCUCCGUGAGAGUUGACUGAGAGAUGCCGAGAGGCCGGCCAGCCGCGCAGCGCAGCCCGGUCUUCCCUUAGCCCCUCUCCCCCUCACCCUCCAGCCCGGGGCCGUGCAGAGUUAGCGGGGGCGAUCGCUGUUCAAAACCUUUCCUUUUCCCCCCCCUCCUUCACCUUACUCCUUCCCGGUCAGUCUGUGUCCUCGAACAAGGCGAGGCCGCCGUCUCAACCGUCCCCCCCCCCGCAUCAUGGUUUACUUGAUGGGAACCAUGCUUACUAUCCAUCCACUUGAGAACUUGAGGGUGUACAUCAGCAACCGUCCUCCACUUGUGGUGUUUAUGAUUAGUGUCAGUGCAAUGGCCAUCGCUUUCCUGACAUUGGGUUACUUUUUCAAAAUAAAAGAAAUCAAGUCUCCAGAAAUGACUGAGGACUGGAAUACUUUCCUGUUGAGAUUUAAUGAUCUGGACUUGUGUAUAUCUGAGAAUGAAACUUUAAAACACCUCAUUAAUGAAACUACCACCCCAGAGAGCACAGUAACAAGUGGACAAAUGCGAUCUUCCACACAAUCCCCAUCAGUUCUGGAAGAUCCUGGACCAAUAAAUAUUUCGGUCUCUAUAACACUCACAUUGGAUCCUCUAAAACCUUUUGGCGGAUACUCUCGCAAUAUUACCCACCUUAGUACAACUAUAUUUGGACAUCAGAUCGGACUGACAGGCCAUGAAUCACAUGAAGAAAUGAAUAUUACAUUUACUCUGCCAACUUCCUGGAAUUCCGAUGAAUGUGUACUCCAUGGCCACUGUGAGCAGAUGGUUUACACAACAUGCAUGACCAUUACAGCCACAGCUAAUGUUUUUCCUGUCACAGUCCAGCCACCACAUUGCAUCCCUGAAACAUUCAGUAAUGCUACCGUCUGGUAUAAAAUCUUCACCACAGCUAGAGAUGCAAAUACAAAAUAUUCACAGGAUUACAACCCAUUUUGGUGUUACAAAGGAGCAAUUGGGAAAGUGUAUCAUGCACUUAAUCCUAAACUAACGGUCAUUGUGCCAGAUGAUGACCGUUCACUCAUUAAUUUGCAUUUGAUGCAUACCAGUUACUUCCUGUUCGUCAUGGUGAUUACAAUAUUCUGCUAUGCGGUUAUUAAAGGACGGCCAGGGAAAAUACGACAAAACAAUAGUGAAUUCUGUUCAGAAAAGGUUGCACUAUCAGAAGCAUAAAUCGCCCUCAUUACUGGAAGUGGACAGGUUGUAGCAUUUGCACGUUGAACCCAAAAUUAUGGGUGUUGACACUUUUGAUUCCAGUGUCCUGCAACGUUGGUUUAUUCCAACCAAAGACAUUUUAAGUGCCUGUAUUUACUUUGUACAUAUUUGUAAUAAUAUAUCCAAAACCAGUCUGUCGAUGCACUUGUGCCACAUGCUAAUUGCGAUUUUUAAAAAAAAUUAAAGACAAAAAAGUUUGCGACCAUACCCAGUCUAGAUGUAUAGAAAGAAGGUUCAUGAAGAUUAACCAUGAUUUCAGAAGCAUUACUUUUCUGUUGAGGAUUUUUGAACUCUUUUGAGGCUUUGAGUUGCAAAAAUACUUUUUAAAAAUAAACCAGUAACGUGUAUCAAAUGUGUAAAUAAUGUGUUGGAAAUAUGUGCUGUAGUGGUAUAUGCUGCAUUUCUGACACCAAUGAUCUGUUAAGUAUUUGAAGUUGAUGUGUAUAUGUAGUUCAGCACAAUUAUUAUCUCUUGUUAAUGCUUGACUGAAAAGGCAUUAAACCUUUUGGAACAUUGAAGAAGACAAAUGUAUAUUAUAAAGCAUUUCAGUACCGCUUGAGCUUGCAGGAAAUGUAUACGGAACUCAUUGUGUAAUUUACUAUACUGCUGUCCAGCAUAAGUGCUUGCUUAGACAUGCCAGUGUUGGCUGUAUUAUGUGUAUGGCUUGCUGGAAUACUGUACACAAUUUCUUCCACCUUUUCUCUCCUAUGUACAGACCUCUCUCCCCUCUUCCCAAUCCAACCACUUCCUUAGUCAAACUCUAUUUGCAUGUGUAGUAUUGUGUGCAAACUGGUCCACAAAAUUGCCUUAAUCUCAAUCUUUCUAUUGGCCUUAUUUUUGUCUUUUCUUGUUUUGUUAAUACCCCCUUCACAACUUCUUUUGUUGAAUUCACAUUGUUUAUAAUGUUUGUAGUGAUUGUUAAAUGAAAGGAAUUCAAAGCUAUCAUAAAAAGCUUAAAAUGAGAGUUUCAGAACUUUGCUCCCCAAGGAGUAAAGUGGCACUUAUUUAAAAAAAAAUUGAUAAAAUUGAUCAGAGGUCUCAAUUUUAGACUACACUUAUCAUUAAUUCGGUGUAUUUCUGUGGAGUAAAAGAUUUUUUUUGAGUUCCUUGAUCCCUUUCCAGUUAUUUCAUUGUUUUGAAAUGAGCCUUAUUUAUUGAAUUAAACCAGAAUGAAACAAAUCUUCUGACGAUAUGCUGGUAACAAUGGAUCCAAACAGUGGUGAAAAGCAGUGAAGAAUGUGGGGGGGAGAAAAUCUCAGUUUUUGAUUACUUUGGGUAUUACACUUCUACUUCCCCAAGCAACUUUCUGUUAAUAUUUACGUGACACAACUAAAAAUUUUUGAGUUUGGAAAAUGAAAUGUACUUCAUUUUGCGAAACAGACUUUCAGAUAAGCAUGUGAUUGGUUGUAUUGGUACUCAAGUAUGCUGAGAUCAAAUAGUCUGAAGUUGUGUUUUUUAUUCCUUCCUGAUUCAGUUAGAAGCCACCUCAGCACUACAAAUAAAACAUAGAAUGCAAAUUAGGCUUGAUUCAAAAUACAAGUAUGUCAGCCCUGACUAGAAUUGCAACUUAUUGCAGUUUCUGACUAGUAUGUUAAAUAUUCCAUAGCAUACAUGUUGUGCAUCUGUGGAAGUUGCUUAUUUUCCACUCCUGUCUCCUAAUUUGAAUGUGGAGAUGUAUUGAUUCCGAGCUAUUGCAUAAACUGAGAUUGCCUCUGUAAAUGUGAUUUUUAACCGUAGUCAUGUUGCCUCAAAUCUCAGUUCAUUGGCAAAGUGCCUGAGCACUGUUAGAAUGCCCCAUAGUUUGUUUAGAAAGGGAAAUCUUUUUGUGACUUGUGUUGCUUGUUGUCUUGUUGCAUGAUUGUAAUCAUAACACAUUAUUUUAUGACAAUCUCUGGUUUCUGGAAUUUCUGUGCUUUUUGGUAAAAUUUGCAUAUGCUUUUGCUGAAUAAAAGGAUCCAAUGAUUAAAAGUGUCAUUUACCUCAA
Rhincodon typus (whale shark) is the source of this 3499-nucleotide messenger RNA. RefSeq names its product transmembrane protein 248 (gene tmem248). The record is from RefSeq and is a predicted model, not a curated record. NCBI's taxonomy places the organism in Eukaryota, Metazoa, Chordata, Chondrichthyes, Orectolobiformes, Rhincodontidae. The transcript has 7 exons. The coding region runs from base 508 to 1473 and encodes 321 amino acids.